This is a messenger RNA of Ictalurus punctatus (channel catfish), 1723 nucleotides long. It is a transcript of the gene admp, whose product is annotated as anti-dorsalizing morphogenic protein. Gene Ontology annotation, cellular component: extracellular region. Lineage: Eukaryota; Metazoa; Chordata; Actinopteri; Siluriformes; Ictaluridae. Bases 164 to 1351 code for a protein of 395 amino acids. The transcript has 5 exons. Gene Ontology annotation, biological process: SMAD protein signal transduction. Gene Ontology annotation, molecular function: growth factor activity; cytokine activity. The record is from RefSeq and is a predicted model, not a curated record.
UCUCCGAUUAUUGACUUACAUUUGCGAUCAAAUAGCAGCUCUUUAUCGCUGUUUACCGAUGACCUGAACGGAUUUCAUAUAAAACACCGGCGAUGUGGAGGUGUUCACUCAGUCGCUUCAGUGAACAGGAAGUUUCCAGAUCGUCCCAGAGAACUUAACCGAGAUGUUUUCCGCUGUCGUCUUCUUCCUCGUCUCUAUAGCCGGCCUCGGUAACUCCAGGCCUUCUAUUGACUAUUCAGAAAACCGCUUUCCCGUGGAGAACGACUCGGAGGAAGUUCGCUCGGCCGCUAUUAAACGCCUUUUGGAGGUUUUUGGGAUGGAAGACCCCCCUGCUUCUCUGAGUCGAGGCCAUAAGCAGCCUCCUCAGUAUAUGCUCGAUUUGUACAACACGGUGGCGGAUGUGGACGGGGUUACCAAAGACCCUACUUUACUGGAGGGCAACACAGUCCGCAGUUUCUUUGACAAAUUACACAGUCAACAGGUCGAGUUCAUGUUUAACUUGUCCACUGUGGCCAGAAAUGAGAAGGUGCUUACAGCAGAGCUGCAUCUAUUCAAACUGAGACCUCAAGCAUCACUUAUUUUCAACAGACAUCACUUCUGUCAGGUCAGUGUCUAUCAGCGUCUUGAUAACACCAAAAUGAAUGUCUCACAAGGAAAGAAGCUUGUGUCGUCAAGACUCAUUCCUGUUCAUUCCAAUGGCUGGGAAGUUUUCACCAUCACACAAGCGGUCCGCACAUGGAUGACGGAUGAGCACAGUAACCUGGGUCUCCUGGUGACCGUGCGGACUGUGGCAGACGUUCAGCUGGACGUGAGGAACGUGCGUUUUGCCUCAGGGCAAAACCACCAUCACAGCAAGCAGCCCAUGCUGGUCCUUUUCACUGACGAUGGCAGACGUGUCACCUCUCCAGAGGGUGCGCUGAAAGGUUCUGAUGAUUCACUAGCUGGUGCCAAGCUCCCUCUGCCCAGCCUGAUUCUCCCAGGCCCUGGGCAUCGUAGUGCUCGCUCUCUUGACUAUGAUGAAGACCCAGAUAGGAAGCCAUGCCAAAGACUGCCACUGUACGUUGACUUUGAGGAGAUUGGCUGGUCUGGGUGGAUUGUGUCUCCCCGUGGCUACAAUGCAUACCACUGCAAAGGGUCCUGUCCCUUUCCUCUGGGCCAAAACAUGAGACCCACAAACCACGCCACAGUGCAGUCCAUCAUCAACGCACUCAAACUUACCAAAGGCAUAGACACACCGUGUUGUGUGCCCGACAAGCUCUUCUCCAUCAACCUCCUGUACUUUGAUGAUGAUGAGAAUGUAGUGCUGAAGCAGUAUGAUGAUAUGGUGGCAGGAAGCUGUGGUUGCCACUGACAUCAUAAAUCUGUAUAGAUAUUUUAACACAUUUUAGGGUUGGUUUCAUGAGGUUUUGCUACUUUACUGCAAAAUCAAUAGCACUGAUGAAAGGUGUGUUGUAUCCUGUAGAAAUCUGGACUGGAACCCAGCUGAAAUGACAGACUGCUUCUUACAGUUUUGUAUAAUAUGUAAAUAGAUAUAAAUGCUAAUAUAUGGAGGAGCUUGAGUGGGUCACUGUACAUUUGUAUAUUGCAUGUUGUGAACUAUUAUAAAGUUUAAAUAAAUUGUAAAACAAAAAAGGUUUGUGAAGUUUAUUUAUUGACAUAAAUGCAAUUAAUUGCUUGAUCGAAAAAUAAGUACAUUUCAGUUCACCAGCCGACUGAACCUAAG